AUGCCAAUACUGCGACUUGGGCUAUGCGUAGCCGGUGUUUACUCGAUGUUUCUGCUGUGGGCAGUAGCUCAGGAAAGACUGUCCGUUCCCUUCCAGACUCUAGAUGGCAGCUCUUCCGAUAAAUUCCGCUCGCCUCUCUUCAUGGGCACAUGUCAAAGUGCUCUCAGUGCCAUCUCCGCCUUGCUCUACCUCCUCAUACGGAGGAGACCAUCCCAAACCGUAAACCACAUGUUCGGCCUUGCGUACCCCGAGAAACCUGCUGCUAAGGCGACAUCGAAUGGUGAGCCCUCGAAAUCAAACGGAACAUCGAUAACACACAACGGUGUUCCCAAGACUAAUGGAGUGGCCCACCAUGAACGAAUAUUCCCCACCAAAUGGCUUCUCAUCCGUUACUUCCAAUGCGCCUUCCUCAUCACCUCUGGCUCUCCGUUUGGCUUCGCUGCCCUCUCUUACAUCACAUACCCUGCUAUGGUGCUGGGGAAGUCCUGUAAACUCGUUCCUGUCAUGCUCAUGAAUGUGCUACUAUACCGACGCCGCUUCGCCCCCUACAAGUAUCUGGUCGUCGCGAUGGUCACACUAGGUAUCACAAUGUUUAUGGGCUUUGGGAAUGAGAAGCCGUCGAGGGCCAAGGCCAACGGGGACCUGUCAGCUUAUGCUCAGCUCACCGGCAUUACAUACCUUCUCAUCAACCUUGCCAUAGACGGCGCGACUAACUCAACCCAGGAUGAGAUUUUCCACCGGUACAAGAUAACUGGCCAGCAGAUGAUGUUUUGGAUCAACCUCUUCUGUACCGCCCUCACGUCGCUCAUCUCGAUACUGCCCCUGCCGUAUAUUCCCGUCCUCCACCCAUCAUCCAGCGGGACCGAGUUGCAGGGUGCUCUUGACUUCAUUCGUCAACACCCGUCUGUGGUGACCCCAUUGACACAAUUCGCAUUGACUGGCGCGUUAGGCCAGCUGUUCAUCUUCGAGACUCUGCAGCACUUUGGUUCUUUGACACUGGUAACCAUCACAUUAACGCGGAAGUUGUUCACGAUGCUUCUCUCGGUCGUUGUCUAUAACCAUAAGUUGACAAAGGGACAAUGGCUUGGUGCAGCAGUCGUAUUCGCAGGCAUCUCUGUAGAGGCUUGGGUGAAGAGGAAAGACUUCCAUACCAAACGAGUAAUACAGGAAAAGGAGAAGGCGCGAAUCAAGACACUAUAA
This is a messenger RNA of Sparassis crispa, 1200 nucleotides long. RefSeq names its product UDP-galactose transporter homolog 1. The transcript is spliced from 6 exons. Gene Ontology annotation, biological process: UDP-galactose transmembrane transport. Gene Ontology annotation, molecular function: UDP-glucose transmembrane transporter activity; UDP-galactose transmembrane transporter activity. Gene Ontology annotation, cellular component: Golgi membrane; endoplasmic reticulum membrane. The record is from RefSeq and is a predicted model, not a curated record. Bases 1 to 1200 code for a protein of 399 amino acids. NCBI's taxonomy places the organism in Eukaryota, Fungi, Basidiomycota, Agaricomycetes, Polyporales, Sparassidaceae.